Messenger RNA from Fusarium redolens, 2239 nucleotides. RefSeq lists its product as uncharacterized. Gene Ontology annotation, biological process: tRNA wobble base 5-methoxycarbonylmethyl-2-thiouridinylation. The transcript has a single exon. NCBI's taxonomy places the organism in Eukaryota, Fungi, Ascomycota, Sordariomycetes, Hypocreales, Nectriaceae. Gene Ontology annotation, cellular component: nucleus; elongator holoenzyme complex; cytoplasm. The record is from RefSeq and is a predicted model, not a curated record. Gene Ontology annotation, molecular function: acyltransferase activity, transferring groups other than amino-acyl groups; iron-sulfur cluster binding. Bases 211 to 1929 code for a protein of 572 amino acids.
CCGCAUUGGGUGGGGAAAACUCUCAGCCCCACCACGAUUUUUCCAUCUGAAGCUUCUUUUGGAGGGGCAAAGAUCGAUAACUCAUUCUUAUCCAUGUCAUUUUGACUGGCACACAAAUUCAGCCUUUGACAACCACUUCAACAAUCCUUCGUCACACAAAUCGAAACCUUCAAUAAAUUCUAGUCUUCUCGAAAGACCAGAACCUUCAUCAUGGCCACCGCCACCAUGACCGUGACGGCCGCGCCGAUCAAGAAGAAGCCCGACAUGGCUCCCGAGAGCGAGCGCUUUCUACGAUGCUGCGCCGACGUCGCGAAUGCCCUCAUUGAAGACCACGAGGCCAGCAAGGCUGGUCGAACCACACGCGAUAUCAACCUCAACUCCUUGCGAAACAAGCUCGCCAAGAAGCACAAGCUCAUGAACAUCCCGCCUUUGACCGCUAUCAUCGCCUCCAUUCCCGAACAUUACAAGAAAUACAUCCUACCAAAGCUCAUCGCGAAGCCCAUUCGAACAUCUUCUGGUAUUGCUGUUGUCGCUGUCAUGUGCAAGCCCCAUCGAUGCCCUCAUAUCGCCUAUACCGGUAACAUCUGCGUCUAUUGCCCUGGAGGUCCUGAUUCCGACUUCGAGUACAGCACACAGUCUUAUACUGGCUACGAACCUACAUCGAUGCGAGCCAUUCGUGCACGAUACGACCCUUUCGAGCAGGCCCGAGGACGUGUCGACCAGCUCAAGUCUCUUGGUCACUCUGUCGACAAGGUUGAGUAUAUCAUCAUGGGGGGAACCUUCAUGUCUCUUUCUGAGUCAUACCGCGAGGAGUUUAUUGCACAGCUUCACAAUGCUCUCAGUGGAUACCAAACGACUAAUGUCGAUGAGGCCGUGGAGGCUGGUGAGAUGAGCAACAUCAAGUGUGUCGGAAUCACAAUCGAGACACGACCCGAUUAUUGUCUACAGCCUCAUCUUUCCGAUAUGUUGCGAUAUGGCUGCACACGACUUGAGGUUGGAGUACAGUCGCUGUACGAGGAUGUCGCGCGAGACUCCAACCGAGGACACACAGUUGCCGCAGUCGCCGAGACUUUCUGCCUUGCAAAGGAUGCUGGAUACAAGGUGGUCAGUCACAUGAUGCCUGAUUUGCCAAACGUUGGCAUGGAGCGCGAUAUCGAUCAGUUCAGGGAGUACUUUGAGAAUCCUGCUUUCCGAACCGAUGGUCUCAAGAUUUAUCCCACUCUGGUCAUUCGGGGUACAGGUCUGUACGAGCUUUGGAGGACAGGGCGAUACCAGAACUACACUCCCAACGGCUUGAUCGACCUUAUCGCGAGAAUUAUGGCUCUUAUUCCUCCCUGGACUCGUAUCUACCGUGUUCAGCGCGAUAUUCCCAUGCCUUUGGUUACAUCUGGAGUUGAGAAUGGUAACCUGCGUGAACUAGCAUUGGCUCGAAUGAAGGACUUUGGAACAACCUGCCGAGAUGUGCGGACACGAGAGGUUGGAGUGAACGAGAUCAAAAACAAGAUCCGACCUAACCAAAUUGAGCUGGUCCGACGAGAUUACGUCGCCAACGGCGGCUGGGAGACUUUCCUUGCCUACGAGGAUCCUAAGCAGGAUAUCCUUGUUGCCCUGCUUCGAUUGCGAAAGUGUACCGAGAAGUACACCUACCGAGAGGAGCUUACCGGUCAGCCUACCAGUAUGGUGCGAGAGCUUCACGUUUACGGCACAGCCGUUCCUGUUCACGCUCGCGAUCCCCGCAAGUUCCAGCACCAGGGUUUCGGUACACUUUUGAUGGAGGAGGCUGAGAGGAUUGCGAUUGAGGAGCACGGUAGCGACAAGAUCAGUGUUAUUUCUGGUGUUGGAGUGAGGAGCUACUACAAGAAGCUUGGCUUCUGGUUGGAUGGACCUUACAUGAGCAAGUGGCUGGAUGGUCGUGAGCAGCCUGAGUAAAGGCGAGCUCUAGGGUAAUGAAUAGCAUGAAGGAUGAGACUGGAAAUACCUCACGGCAGGGGAUAUUGCAUUUAUAUACGGCGUCUUUGGGUGGGAAAUGAAAAGCUACGACAUUUUGAUCAUUUUGUGUUAUUUUCUGCCUAUUGAUUGCUCUACAGAGGUGAGUGAAGGGAAAUAGACUUAACCUGUGAAUGUUCCUCGGGUUCACACUCCUACUUAACUUCAAUAUGAUCUACCCCCAAUUGAAGCAUCUAGCUUCAUUGCAGCUCCUCUCUCCUUCAUCUCACCCAAUUGUGAUCAGCCUGUAAUA